Molecule: messenger RNA, 1112 nt
Organism: Notodromas monacha
Lineage: Eukaryota; Metazoa; Arthropoda; Ostracoda; Podocopida; Cyprididae
Source: the annotation of a GenBank genome assembly
UUUGUUGUUGUUGUUUGCAGGCACCUCAAGUUUCUUUAAAGCUUUCUUCCCCUGUCUCCUUUGUUGUGUUCAGCAUUUUCAUUAUUGGUUGUGAGUUCGAAACGGCGAUGUUCCAAGGUUGGAACGCGUUGUUGGCUUCGGUCUGGGGCUGUUGUCUGAUAGGGUUUACUUGGGGACAGCUGUCGGACAGUCCCGACGUUUUGCGAAACUGGUGCCUGGAUUCCGAUUAUCACAAGCCGCAACCCGGCCCAGAACCACAGUUGUUUUCUGAGUGUUCCCCGUGGAAGGAAAGAUCUUGCUGCAACGCGACUGUGUCAAAGCUCAUCCACCACAACGUGAAGGUCUGGCAUGGAUUUCAGUUCCGACAUUGUCCACCGCAAGUGUCCAGCGAAUGUCUGAGGUUUUUCCGGCGGGAUUUCUGCUUUUACGAGUGUUCUCCGAACCUUGGGCCGUGGGUUGAAUUCGAAUAUGCGAGAAAAUCGCGACAGCAGCGAUUCAGGAAUGUGCCGCUGUGUGCUUCGGAGUGUGAAGCCUGGUUCCACGCCUGCAAAGACGACCUAACCUGUGUGCGAAACUGGGGCUCCGAGUUUGAUUGGAUAGAAGGGACGAAUCGUUGUCCGGAGAAUGCCAAAUGCCAACUGAUCCGUGAUACUUAUGCCGAUGCUAAAGAUUUCUGCGAAACGGUGUGGGACAAUGAUUUCAAGUACACGCCCGACAACGAACCCUGCAUGGUGCUUUCGUUUGACCCUUCUUCAGGGAAUCCGAACGACAACGUAACCGAGGCUGCGAUAUCACGCCACAUGAACAGCAUAAAUUCCAUGCUCAACAGACAGCGGAUCAUGGAACGGUCCUUUUCUUGCAGGAUUUCGCCGUCGAUUGCUGUUUCGAGGGGAAUCCCGAAACUGGUGUGUGAUUUUUCGUUCCGCGAAUUCGACAAAAUGAGGCAGCUGAAGGGAAAGCCAAAGGAGACCCCGAGGCAGAAAAAGGAGCGAAAACAGGAUUUCUCCCCAGAAAAUCAGCACAAAGCAUUGCGAGUCGCCCUGCCGAUAUUCGUUGGAUUUUGGGUCCUGAUCGGAAUCUUCAUUUACCUCAACACAAGGCCAAAGCACUGA